Rhinolophus ferrumequinum (greater horseshoe bat) is the source of this 1874-nucleotide messenger RNA. RefSeq names its product megakaryocyte-associated tyrosine kinase (gene MATK). The transcript has 13 exons. The record is from RefSeq and is a predicted model, not a curated record. Gene Ontology annotation, biological process: protein phosphorylation. Gene Ontology annotation, molecular function: protein binding; ATP binding; protein tyrosine kinase activity. NCBI's taxonomy places the organism in Eukaryota, Metazoa, Chordata, Mammalia, Chiroptera, Rhinolophidae. The coding region runs from base 261 to 1661 and encodes 466 amino acids.
GGCCGGCGCUAGGACCCGCGGGAUCCUCCCUGGCCGCGGCACCUCCCGCUCCCCGGCCACCCUACCUCUCCUCCACCCCCAAAAUGAGGAAACGGAGGAACUUGCACCAAGUUGUGCAGCGGGGCCCGCCUUGGGGGUGCGCAGCUGGCACGCGGGGGCCCUCCUGGGGGCGGGGGCGGGGCGCGGCCCGGGGACGCCCCCUGAGCAGGUGAGCCCUCGCUUCCUCUGUGCCUGGCACUCCUCCACCCAUCUUAGCCAGGAUGCCCACGAGGCGCUGGGCCCCAGGUACCCAAUGCAUCACCAAGUGUGAGCACAUGCGCCCCAAGCCUGGAGAGCUGGCCUUUCGCAAGGGUGACGUGGUCACCAUCCUGGAGGCUUGUGAGAGCAAGAGCUGGUACCGCGCCAAGCACCACAGCAGCGGGCAGGAGGGGCUGCUGGCAGCCGGCGCACUCCGGGAGCGUGAGGCCCUCUCCACUGACCCCAAGCUCAGCCUCAUGCCGUGGUUCCAUGGGAAGAUCUCAGGCCAGGAGGCGGUGCAGCUGCUGCAGCCGCCUGAGGAUGGACUGUUUCUGGUGCGCGAGUCAGUGCGACAUCCAGGUGACUACGUGCUGUGCGUGAGCUUCGGCCGAGAUGUCAUCCACUAUCGCGUGCUGCACCGCGAUGGCCACCUGACCAUUGACGAGGCCGUCUGCUUCUGCAACCUCAUGGAUAUGGUGGAGCAUUACAGCAAGGACAAGGGGGCCAUCUGCACAAAACUCGUGAAACCCAAGAGGAAGCCGGGGGCCAAAUCUGCGGAGGAGGAGCUAGCCAAGGCCGGCUGGUUACUAAACCUGCAGCAUUUGACUCUGGGAGCGCAGAUUGGAGAGGGGGAGUUUGGAGCGGUCCUGCAGGGCGAGUACCUGGGCCAGAAAGUGGCCGUGAAGAACAUCAAGUGUGAUGUGACAGCCCAGGCCUUCCUGGAUGAGACGGCAGUCAUGACGAAAAUGCAGCAUAAGAACCUGGUGCGUCUGCUGGGCGUGAUCCUGCACCAAGGGCUCUAUAUCGUCAUGGAGCACGUGAGCAAGGGCAACCUGGUGAACUUUCUACGGACUCGGGGCCGGGCCCUUGUGAACACCCCUCAGCUCCUGCAGUUUUCCCUGCAUGUGGCCGAGGGCAUGGAAUACCUGGAGAGCAAGAAGCUGGUGCACCGAGACCUCGCCGCCCGCAACAUCCUCGUCUCUGAAGACCUCGUGGCCAAGGUCAGUGACUUCGGCCUGGCCAAAGCUGAGCGAAAGGGACUGGACUCCAGCCGGCUGCCCGUCAAGUGGACGGCGCCCGAGGCACUCAAACACGGGAAAUUCUCCAGCAAGUCUGAUGUCUGGAGUUUCGGGGUGCUGCUGUGGGAGGUCUUCUCAUAUGGCCGGGCUCCAUACCCCAAGAUGUCGCUGAAGGAGGUGACGGAGGCCGUGGAGAAGGGGUACCGCAUGGAGCCCCCUGAGGGCUGCCCAGGCCCUGUCCACACCCUUAUGGGCAGCUGCUGGGAGGCGGAGCCCGCCCGCCGGCCACCGUUUCGGAAACUGGCUGAGAAGCUGGCCCGGGAGCUGCGCAGCGUGGGAGCCACUGGCCCUGUUGACGGACAGGACGCUGAUGGCCCCACCUUGCCCUGUGGCCAGGACCCCUGACCCUGCACAGCGGGGCUGUAGGCCCCAGAGGACCGAGGUGGGGCUCCAUGUGGGUGGGGCAUGGGCCAGGCCUGAGGAAGGUCAGGGCCAGCAAGCUGCCCACCUGGCUCAGAGCACAGACGCAGGCCCAGGUGGGGGCUUGGGGCAGCCCCUGGAUACCACGGACCAGGGAGGAGAAGGAUUGGUGCCUGGAUAAAGACUCAUUCCAAGGAC